Messenger RNA from Lepisosteus oculatus (spotted gar), 2859 nucleotides. RefSeq names its product WAS/WASL interacting protein family, member 1a (gene wipf1a). NCBI's taxonomy places the organism in Eukaryota, Metazoa, Chordata, Actinopteri, Semionotiformes, Lepisosteidae. The record is from RefSeq and is a predicted model, not a curated record. Gene Ontology annotation, molecular function: actin binding.
ACAGAAGCGUCUAGGGGCAAGCGAUGGUGAACUGGAGUAGAAAUCUAGCCGUGAAUCUUCAAUGUAGAAGGAUGCCCUAGACUGGCUGGAGAUCAGUAGCAGGGGAAGGUGAUUCUAAGCGGCGCAUGACUGUGAGCAGAGCUCAGAGAGAAGAGAGCACAGUGAGGAAGUGUGACGCUGAUCUGCUGGUUACAGGAAGCCUUCACCGACGAAGGAACUAAUGUUAGUGAAAGCUGCUGAGAGCACUAAGGAGUAAGAAGCUUCAGAAGGAAUACUGAGGAGAGAAGAUGCCUGUCCCCCCCCCUCCGCCGGCCGCCCCCCCUCCCCCCACAUUUGCUGUGGCCAAUACAGAAAAGCCUGCUCUCAACAGGUCUGAACAGCAAGGAAGAAAUGCUCUCCUAUCAGAUAUAACAAAAGGAGCUAAAUUAAAGAAGGCCGUUACUAAUGACCGAAGUGCUCCAGUAUUUGACAAGCCCAAGGGGUCAGGAGGUGGAGGAGGUGGAGGAGGAGGAGGAGGAGGAGGAGGAGGAGGAGGAGGAGGUGGUGGUGGUGGUGGUGGUGGUGGAGGAGGAGGAGGAGGAGGGGGCGGAUUUGGGGGAGGAGCCCCCGGAGGACUCGGGGGUCUGUUCCAAGGAGGGAUGCCGAAAUUGAGGUCUGCAGGAAGCAGAGACAGUAACGACUCUGGCGGGGGCAGAUCUCCAUUGCUGCCCCCUGGAGGACGAGCAGCUGCCCCCAAGCCCUUUGGAGGGAGCUCCGGCGCCCCCCCCAGGCUCCCUGGCGCACCCCCCUCCGCCCCGAGGAGCAGCGGUCCUGAGCUGCCCAGAGGACGUGGGGCUCUGCCCCGGCCGGAGCCUGGCGGUGGGCCGCCCCCUGUGCCCAACACCCCUCGGCCCGCUCCAGGGGGCUUCCAGAACAGGGGCCCCCUACCCGUGCCAGGAGGUGGCCGGCCCCCAGGGUCCAGCCCCGGUCCUCCGCCACCGGCGUUACCUAACCGGAACCAGGGGCCUCCUCCUCCUGUACCGGGAGGCUCCCCCUUCUCCCGGCAGCCAUCUCUGUCCAGCCCACCUGUGGCCAGCUCAGGCCGGCCCCCCCUGCCCCCUGCACCUGGCAGGCUGUCCGACGACCGGCCCCCAGCUGUGCCUCUGGGAAGCAGGCCCUCCCUGCACAGGGACGGAGCCCCUCCCCUCCCCUCUCAGAACAUCAAGCCCCCCGUCUCCUCGGCUCCUCGUCCAUCCCUGUCCUCCGGGGCGCCCCCACUGCCGCCCGGCAGACCGGGCCCGCCGCCCUUGCCUCCGACGACAGGCGCGGACGAGGAAACUCCCAGGCUCCCUCAGAGGAACCUGUCCUUGAAUUCCCACGCUCCUGCGCCCCCACCAGGCCGGACUGGCCCCCUCCCACCACCUCCCAUUGAGAGACCCCCGCCUCCUGUCCGAGACCCGCCGGGACGCACAGGACCCCUACCACCUCCCCCAGGCAGAAACGGAGGGAGCAUGAGGUCAUCGCCAGCCCCCCCGCCGCCCAACAGACCAGGAGCGGAGCCUCCCAGAGGAGGGCACAGACCGCCUCUGCCCCCUGACAGGCCUGGGGCUCCCCCUCCACCCAUGAGGAAUGGCUACCAGGACUCCCCACAUCCAGCGGGUGGAGAUGACUGGGAAGGCCGGUUUUUCUUCCACCCUCUGUCAGAUUUGCCCCCUCCUGAGCCCUAUGUGCCCUCCCCGAAGACCUACCCCAGCAAGCUGGCAAAGAGCGAGACCAGAGGCUCAGGGCGAAAAGAAAGGGGGGCCCCCCCACUUCCUCCCAUCCCCAGGUGAAAGAAGACUUCCUGUGAGCCGCACUGAACGUCCUGGGAGCACUUCCUGUUUCCAUCCCAAAGACACUGUCUGCGGUUAUCUCUUUCAGCUUAGUACUUCCAUAGUUUUCUGCAGCGAGAACACCAAGAGCGCGUUUGUGCUACAGUGAUGUGCAAUGCUCAGGUCUACAGCCCACGAUUUAUAAUUAUGUUUGACUUACCAAUACGAGUGCCUUACAUUUCAAAUAUUGUUUACAAAGUUAUAAGACUUGGGGGUCCUUGUGGGUGGGGUUUCUAAUGUCCUGGUGAGCUCUGCUAUCAGGAGAAGACCGUUUUAAGCAGCCAUGAUAAUUCUGUAAGAACAAUUUAUUCCCCAAACAUCGAAAGAUGUUGUUUUUGGUGCCUUCAAGAAUUGCGCUAGAAUUUACAGGAUUUCAAUGAAGCAAUAUACAGCCAGUCUAUUCUCAUGUAAUCUUAAAAAAACGUAGCAUUAAAGGAGCUGACUUUACUCUUUGGAGCCUAAAUAGUGCCAGUGUUACAUUUUGAAUUUGGCCUUUCCUUCAUGUCUUAUCUUUAUUUUGUAUGUGAAUAAAUGGCUAUUGAACUCUCCCUGGUGGAGAAAUAUUUACAGUAUAUGAAGUUAAUGGUGUCUCUGUAAGUGUCCUACUUAUUUUAUCUAUAAAAAGGUCCUUGAAUUUUUUAGAUAUUUGAAAUGGGAUGAAACAUUCAAAACCUGGGAUUAUUAACCAUACCAAUAACAAUUUUGUCAGUAGUAGCGAAAAAUGAACAAAUAAAAGAGAAUGCUACAGCUGAGCUUUGUCCGUAUUUGAAUUAAUUGCAACCGUUUAAGCAUACAAUAAUCAGAAAAUGUUUUUCAGCACAAAGUAUUGUAAUGCGUUGAUUAUGUAAAAAAACGUUUCAAAAACCUGUAAGUUCUUCAAAAAUAUCGUUUUUUUAUUUGUUUGUGCAUUACAGCCUAAAAGCUGUACACAGAAAUGCUUUACCAGCAAUUUUUAUUUCAUAACAUGUUGAAGACUAAUUCUGUAUAAUAAAAAUGAUCAUGCAUCAUG